This is a messenger RNA of Maudiozyma barnettii, 2412 nucleotides long. It is a transcript of the gene ELG1, whose product is annotated as Elg1p. Gene Ontology annotation, cellular component: nucleus. NCBI's taxonomy places the organism in Eukaryota, Fungi, Ascomycota, Saccharomycetes, Saccharomycetales, Saccharomycetaceae. The coding region runs from base 1 to 2412 and encodes 803 amino acids. The transcript has a single exon. Gene Ontology annotation, molecular function: DNA binding. The record is from RefSeq and is a predicted model, not a curated record.
AUGAAGAGAACAACACCAGUCUCGUUAAAGUCAAUCCUGAGUGGCAAUCCUAUUAAGAAACCUAAAUUAGAAAACAAAAACAAAAACAAAAUUGAUGGUAAGACACGCUUGAACAAACCUGAACCAAACGUCGUUGAUUUAGAGAGUUCAACAUUAUCGAAUGCUACAGAUGAUGAGGUAAGUUUGAUUGGUGUCGGAGCGUCUUCCUCUCCGUCAUCUCCUCCCUCUAUCCUAAGUAGUACAGUGCAAUUGAAUAGUUCUAGACAACAUAUAAUUCCGGAAGGUGAUAAUGUGAAGUGUCAAACCAUGAAGAGUUUUUUGAUGAAGAAAAAACCUGUCAAUGAGAUCAAAAAAAUUGAACCAACAGUCAUAUCUUUAGACGAUGCUUCUGACGAUGACACAAAUAAUGAGAAUAGUAACGUCAUAGAUAUAACAAAGAUAUCAUUACAACCGAGUAAAUUAUCAACUAACACUUCUGUCAAAAGAACGAACCUUAAAAAUUUGUUCGCUGCAUUUGGGAAACUUACACCAGAACACCAACUUCCUCGGUCUAAUGGUACUAUAAAGAGAUAUAACGAUAUCUCUAAAUUGCAACAAAUUGAUGCACCAUUUCCUACUCAACAGUUGAUUGAACCUUCUAGCACAGCAAGUGCCUCGAGAGAUAUAGUCAUCUUAAAUUUACAUCGUAGAUCCAAGCCUAUCAACAUUAAAGACGAUAUCAGUGAAAAUCAUGGUGGUUUUUCAUAUUCUGAAUAUGAAUCGUUAAAUAGGAAAGAUAAUUUAAGGAAUGAUACAAAUAAUAGUAAAGUUGUUUCUUAUACAAUUGGUCCUAACAAAUAUUCCCAACAGUGGCCUGAGCUUAUGAAACCAACAACAUUAAAGAGUGUUUUACUAGAAACAAAAUUGAAACAAAAUAUUUCGAAGUGGAUUGAUAGUUCUAUUAGUAAAUUAAAAAAACCUACUACUAGAAAUACGUUAUUAAGAACAUAUAAAGAGGAAGUCGAUGAAUUUAGGAAUUUUGUAAUCCAAGAUGAUCAUGACAGUGAUACCGACAAUGGUGGAGCAAAUACAAAUGAUGGAACCCUAGAAGAGUUCAUCCCUCUUUCUAUCCUACAUGGAGAAGGGAUUGGGAAGGAUACCUUAAUAUACACUAUUGCAAAGGAAAAAGGAUAUCAAAUAUAUGAAGUCAACACUUCGCAAAAUAGAGGUAGGAAAGAUAUUUUGACCACAUUAACAGAUUAUUGUACGACAUACUAUGUAAAAGACAAAAAAGAAGCUGGUAUUGUCUUAAUAAGUGAUGUGGAUGUAAUAUUUAAAGAGCACGAUAGAAUGUUUUGGAGUGCAUUAGAAAUGUUAUUAAUGAAGUCAAGGAAACCUGUUAUAUUAACUUGUACAGAUUCUGAAUAUAUACCGUCCAAUCUAGUUGAUAUAUGCGCAUCCGGUGAUUCAUUAUUCAAUGUGAAGAAAGUUUCUUCAAGAUCAGUCCUGGAAUAUUUGACAAGAUAUUGCAGUAUCUUAGAAUUAGAUAUAAGUAAAGAUGUUUUGCAAAACAUCGUGAAAGAUAACAAUAAUGAUAUCAGAAAAUGUUUGCUACAAUUACAAUUUUGGUUUAGUUCAGGUACCAAAAUUAAUAUGUCAUCGAAUAAACUGCCAUCGAUAACCAGCGAUAUAACUGAUAUUAAACUGAUGUACCGUUUACUUGAUAUCAACUCUAUAGAUGACAUAAUUUUAUCAAGUACAUGGGAUAAGUCAAGAAUCCAACAGGAAGAUGAUAAUACGUUAAUGACAAAUGACAUUGUUAUGAAGUUCAUAGAGAGGAAAGACGAUGAAGAGUUUCGCCUCGCAAAUGAUUACAUUAUAGAUUAUAGGAUACACACCCAAUAUUAUAACCAUUUACCAAUUUUACCAUUUGAGUUGAAUGUGGGUGCAGAACUGAAGCAAAUGUUAAUUCAAUAUAAUAAUCAUUUUCUGCCUAACAACUAUAAGUUCCCUCAUAAAUAUAAUAAGAUGAAGAAGGCAAUGAUAUCUUUCGUAGAAACACGAUUGAAACAUCCUAUUAACUCUACAUAUACAAAGAUAAGAAGUACCAGGAACUCACGCAAGAUUCAAAAUAUAGUUGAUAUGUUCCAAGGAGAGAAAAAUAAUGGACAAGUAGUUGACGACCGAGUAAGUUUAGACAUGGCUUAUACUACGAAAAGAAAUAUAUGUGAACAAAUCAAUCCUUUUGUACAUGAGAUUGCAAAACAUGAACUAGAGUCUAGAGAGUAUAACAAUCAAUUGUAUAGAAUCUCUGUUGAAAAUGCAUCACCAGAAGAACAUGAUGAAAUUGUUAAAAGAUUGUUUGAGGAAAGAUUGACGAAACAUUUAAGAUUCUCCGCUAACAGUGAUAAAGUUGUGAGUUGCUGGAAAUAG